AUGGCUCCCGCAUCCACUGACGCUGUUCAAGCUGCCCUCGUUGCAGGUCAUCUUCAUCAUUUGACUCCUGAUCAGACCUCCAUGCUUAAAAAGUUAUGGGGACGUCUUUUUGAAUUAUUCAAGCAACCUGGUGAUCCCAACUCAAAGCCUGCUGAACCACGCAAGGUCGACGCUGCUCCUGCCAAGAAGGGUGGUUUCUUUAGCCGUGGCAAAAAAGAACCUUCCGAGCAACCUGACUUGUUCAUUGGUGCCACCACUGACCCCAACUGGUUGUCACAACCUCUUGAAAAAGCCAUUCCUUUGAUCCCUGGUGAAGCAUUGCAACGCAGCUUUUGGAGUAUGGUGGGUACUGAUAACCCCGAUGCCGUCAUGCUUCGAUACCUUCGUGCUCGUAAAUGGGAUUUCGAUGCUGCUUACAACAUGCUCAUCAACACUCUUCGCUGGCGAUUGGUGAUGCGCAUUGAUGAUAUCAUUGCCCUUGGUGAAACUGGUUUGCGUGAUGAAUUGGAAAAGCUCAAGAAGGGCAUGGGUGAAUCGUUCAUCAAGAACCUUCAUUCCGGAAAGGCAUACCUUGGUGGUCCUGAUAAGAGUGAUCGAGGCAUUUGCUUUAUCAAUGUUCGUUUCCAUCACAAGGAAGAUCAAGAUCCCGAGGUCAUUAAGCUCAUGACGCUGGCUGUCAUGGAAAGCUCUCGUCUCAUGGUGAACCAGCCCAUGGAAACCGCUUGUAUUGUAUUCAACAUGGAAGGCUUCACACUUGCCAACAUGGAUUUCGACUUUGUCAAGUUCUUGUUAACAUGCUUUGAAGCAUACUACCCCGAGACUCUUGGUCAAUGUUUGAUUCACAAGGCACCUUGGGUUUUCUCUACUGUUUGGUCAUUGAUCACACCUUUGUUGGAUCCCGUGGUUGCCAGCAAGAUUCACUUUACCAAGAACGUGGAUGAACUAACCAAAUACGUGCCCAUGAGCAGUCUCCCAAGCUUUAUCUCUGGUGAUGCGAACAAAAAGACAAAGGAUGAGAAACUCAAGGUGGAUACUCCCAAGGCUGGCUCCUUGGCAAAACCUUCUUCUGGUGAAUUCCAAGAUUAUCAGGAUAUGAUCAAGGAAUACUCUCAUGAGACUGCCGAAUGGGCAAAGACUGAUAGAGCUGCUGAGGAUAAGGAGCGUAUGGAGCUUGCAAAGCGAUACAGAGCUGCUCGUAUCAAGACCGACAAGGAUUUGCGUGGUCCUACCACUUGGCAACUCAAGGGCAUGUUCGUCGUCAAGGACGACCGAUUGUUUAUUGACUUUGGCAGUGAAAACUGGGUCCCCAAGGAUAUUACAGAGUGUGUUUAA
This is a messenger RNA of Lichtheimia ornata, 1332 nucleotides long. RefSeq lists its product as uncharacterized. Bases 1 to 1332 code for a protein of 443 amino acids. The transcript has 4 exons. NCBI's taxonomy places the organism in Eukaryota, Fungi, Mucoromycota, Mucoromycetes, Mucorales, Lichtheimiaceae. The record is from RefSeq and is a predicted model, not a curated record.